Molecule: messenger RNA, 2059 nt
Organism: Mesocricetus auratus (golden hamster)
Lineage: Eukaryota; Metazoa; Chordata; Mammalia; Rodentia; Cricetidae
Gene: Tle6
Product: TLE family member 6, subcortical maternal complex member
Exons: 17
Coding region: 235-1944 (569 amino acids)
Biological process (GO): regulation of DNA-templated transcription; negative regulation of canonical Wnt signaling pathway
Cellular component (GO): nucleus; transcription regulator complex
Molecular function (GO): transcription corepressor activity; protein binding
Source: RefSeq, a predicted model, not a curated record
CAAAUGGCCCGGGGCCGCAGCAGGGGCGUCCUCCUGGCCUGACCUCCGCGGCUUCCCUGGGAUCCCGGGCCCUGUCUACUGAGGUAGCGCGUGGGCAGCUGGCUUGCGGCAGGCAGUUUGCGCCGUGCGGUGGGGACGGAGAGGCCGGAGGGGCCUUGACCCGCACAAACUACUGAGCGCCCUGAACAUGCUCCCAGCAGGACGCGCCAGACCGUGACUUCCAGAAUCUUCUAGAUGGCUUCCAACAGUCAGAGCAGUGGCGCCGCCGGUGGGAUUUUGGUGAGAGAGCCUUCCAGCUACUCGAAGAGGUACUCCUCCAUCAUUGAACAGCUGCCGGAGGGGCUCAACAGCACCCUCUCAGAGAUGAUGGUCCAGCUAGACAACAUCUCCAGCCUGGUGUCCAAGGUCAAUCAGUCCUUCGAAGAGCAUCACAAGCAUGUGGAGAACUUCCUCGGGCUGAUGGAAAUCUUCAGCAGGUCCCCGACCAUCCUGCAGAUGGUUAAGGCUGCCCAGGUCUCAGCUGAGAAGAGAGCCCAGCGGGGCCCAGAGGCUAUGUCCCCCCAGGACCCCAGACUCAGAGCCACCCCGGGACCUCCGCCAUCCAGCAGACCCCGGUGCUUCUCAGAGGCCAAGGCCGAGGAGCAGCAGGACCCACAGCCCGUGUGGGACAAGGAUCCCCUGUUCUGGAGAGACACCCUGACCUGGGAACUCUGGAAACUUUACACGAAGAACCAAGAAGGACAGAAGGAGAAGCCGCUGGGAUUGGGAAGGAAAGACUCUGGCCAGAAUGACUCUGAAUUAGAGCAGGAGCCUCAGCGCAGGCGCAGGAGCAGCCUGACGGACUUGGACACCAUCCUGACUGAGACUCCCUCAGAUCUUCGUGGUUCCCAAAGAGACCUCAGCCAGCCCCAGCCUGAGACCCAGGAAUCUUCUGGGCGUGCUGGUCCUUUCCUGAAGACCCUCCCCUGGGACGAAGAGGACUUGGAGCACAGCUGGAAGAGGCCUGGCACAUGGUUGUGGCAGCCGAAGAGGUGCCCUGUCCCGCAAGGCCUGCAGAAGGCCCGAGUGCUCAAACACCAGGAGCUCCUGCUGGCCGUGGCGGUGAGCUGCUACACGCGGCACGUCUUCACCUGUAGCCGGAGCGGCAUCAAGGUGUGGAGCCUGGCGAGCCAGGUGGCCGAGGAUGAAUUCCCCGAAAGUCACCUGCAAUGUGGCGUCCAGGACAACGACGCCUACCUGCGCACCUGCCUGCUCUCCUCCAACAGCAGGACCCUGUACGCGGGCGGCCACAACCUGCCUGGCGUCAGCGUGUGGGACCUGGCCGCCCCGUCCCUGUGCCAGAAGUACCAGCUGCCCUGCAAGGGCCUGUCCUGCCAGGCUCUGGCCAGCACGGGGGAGAACGUGGCGUUUGCUGGCUUCACAGAUGGCACCGUCAGGAUUUGGGACCUGCGGAGUCAGGAGGUUGUCAGAGACCUCAAAGGCCCUGUCAAUGCGGCCAAGAGCCUCGUGGUCAAAAAUGACAGUGUCUGGACGGGAGGUCUGGAUGCUUGUCUGCGCUGCUGGGACCUGCGGGCCGCCAAGGUGUCUCUGGAGCAUACAUUCCAGUCCCAGGUCAUGAGCCUGUCCCACAGUCUGCUGGAAGACUGGCUGCUGCUGGGCCUGGCCAAUGGCCAGCACUGCCUGUAUGACAGCAAGGAGAGCAAGGCAUUCCAUGUGGGCUUCAAGGACAAGACCAUCUUAGGCCUCAAGUUCUCCUCAAAUGGCCAGUGGUGGGUGAGCGUGGGAAUGGACAGCCUCAUCACCAUCCACAGCAUGCCCACAGGAGUGAAACUGUUCCAGGUCCCUGAGGCUGCCACUGUCACAUGCUGUGAUGUGACAGCCAAUGACAGGCUGGUUGUCACAGGAGCUGGGGACUGUGCCUCGGUGUACCAGAUCAAGUACUGACUGCUUCCGUUCCCAUCUCUUCUCCCCCCAACUGCACAGUGGUGGAUGUGGGUGGGUGUGAGGCCCAUGGGUGUGUCAACCCUUCAUCACAUGUAAUAAAGCAAUUGAGAAGGCA